AAAAAAUAUAUAAAAGUUUUCGUUUGUGAAAUGACUUUACAUCAAAUUAAAAAAGUUUCUAUACUUGAAAGCAAAUAUAAAGUCUGUAAAACCUGUGAUCACGUAAUGUGUUUUAUAGACGUUUUUGUAUAUACCUACGCUCACUUGAUAUCAGAUGAAAACAAAAGUUUGAAUGGUAUUGGAUCCCAAAACCACAAAUCUUCAUAGUGAUUACGGAAGUUUUGAUAAGCCAUUAGAGGAAGGUCACGAUAGAGAUAUAGAAGCUGUUGUUGAUGGCAGUAGUAGCGGAAUGGCACAAUCUAGUGAUGUAUACCAGAGACAACCUUUGCUUCCAAGUGCUCCAAUUAAAAACAAAGAUAAAUGGAGUGGGGUUGGAUCCAGUUCAGAUUUUUAUGAAGAUGAAGAUGAUAAAAUAGAUAGCUUAAGUCAUGUUAGACAUACUGGAAUUCCAAAUGAAUCUGGAAAUGGCAUUGUUAAAAUUGAUAUUCCAGCUCCAUUAAGAGAAGAGCCUAGAUUUCCAAAAGAAAAAUGGAAAACAUUUCUUGCAUUUUUAUUUAUGGUCAUAAAUUUUAUAUUGACUACUGCUUCACUUGCUAUGGUACAUGAACGUGUACCAGAUCGUGCAACUUAUGAUCCUCUCCCUGAUGUUGUUCUAGAUAAUAUUAGUGCUCAAGAUUGGGCUCUUAAUGUGUCUGAAAUUUUGAUUAUGAUAAUGUCAAAUUCUGCUAUGAUCUUUAUAAUUUUCCAUAAACAUAGAUUUAUAGUGGUACGACGAAUAUUUCUGUUAAUGGGAUUAUUGUACAUGAUGAGGAGCAUUACCAUGUAUGUCACUGUUCUUCCAGUGGCUAGUAAAACUUAUUAUUGUAGUCCCAAAGCAAAUAACACAAGUCCUUAUCUUGUAACAAAACGAGUUCUUCAACUUAUCUCUGGAUUUGGACUGUCAAUUAAUGGCAAGCACACCUACUGUGGAGACUAUAUUUAUAGUGGACAUACUGUUGUACUCGUGCUUAGUUACUUGAUCAUUAAAGAAUAUUCUCCAAAGAAGUGCCAUCCAGUUCAUUGGCUUGCUGGAAUAUCAUCAUUUGUUGGAAUUAUAAUGGUAUUAAUUUCCCAUGGCCACUACACUGUAGAUAUCUUAAUAGCAUAUUAUGUUACUACCAGAUUAUGGUACAUUUAUCACACAAUGGCAAAUAAUGUACAACUCAAACAAUAUGGUCCAAAUAAUUUUUUAGCUCGACUCUGGUGGUUUCCUAUAUUUAAAUAUUUUGAGAUAAAUGUAAGUGGUAUUGUUCCACAACAGUUUGAGUCACCUCUACCCUUACCUCGAAGAUUACUUGCCAAACAUCCCAAUAGAGACAGUUAAUAUCUAUCACUGCUUCGUAAAGGAGCCUACGUUUCCACAGUGAUAUUCAAUGUACAUAUUUUCUUAGGUUUAUGAUAUGAUAUUUUUCAAGUGAGAUAGCUUCGCAAAUUUGUUU
Messenger RNA from Ceratosolen solmsi marchali, 1478 nucleotides. Its product is annotated as phosphatidylcholine:ceramide cholinephosphotransferase 2. Gene Ontology annotation, biological process: sphingomyelin biosynthetic process; ceramide biosynthetic process. The record is from RefSeq and is a predicted model, not a curated record. Gene Ontology annotation, cellular component: plasma membrane; endoplasmic reticulum membrane; Golgi membrane. Gene Ontology annotation, molecular function: ceramide cholinephosphotransferase activity; sphingomyelin synthase activity. The coding region runs from base 173 to 1363 and encodes 396 amino acids. Lineage: Eukaryota; Metazoa; Arthropoda; Insecta; Hymenoptera; Agaonidae. The transcript has 6 exons.